Chenopodium quinoa (quinoa) is the source of this 1850-nucleotide messenger RNA. RefSeq names its product plant UBX domain-containing protein 10-like. NCBI's taxonomy places the organism in Eukaryota, Viridiplantae, Streptophyta, Magnoliopsida, Caryophyllales, Amaranthaceae. Gene Ontology annotation, molecular function: ubiquitin binding. The transcript is spliced from 4 exons. The record is from RefSeq and is a predicted model, not a curated record. The coding region runs from base 147 to 1583 and encodes 478 amino acids. Gene Ontology annotation, cellular component: endoplasmic reticulum.
AAUAACGUCUGAUCAUCUUUUCUCUCUACCAUAAACCUCUAUCACAUUCCUCAUAAAUAUCCCAAUUUUUCACAGAGGAGGGAGAAAACCUAUCUUCUCCGGCACCGGCGAAAUUCGAGGAGAGAGAAAAUUUGGGUUUCAUAAAAAUGGUAGAUGCGAGCGAUAAAUUGGCGUAUUUUCAAGCAAUUACAGGUUUAGAAGACAUUGAUUUAUGCACUGAGAUUCUUGCUGCUCAUAAUUGGGAUCUUGAGCUUGCAAUCGCUGCUUUUACUGGUAAUCCCAAUGUUCCGGAAUCUUCUGAUAAUGUCGGAAGUAGUGGGCAACAUCAACAACAACAAUCACAAUCACAAUCACAAUCUCUGCCUAGUGCGUUUCCAAACGACGCCGUUUUAAGGUCUGAUUCUAAUUCUAACCCUGGAAAUGGAAACCCUAGUUUGGCAUGGAGGGUAAUUACUUUACCGAUUUCGGUUGUUUCUGGUAGUUUAGGGUUGAUUUCUGGUGCGGUUGGGUUAGGGUUAUGGGCUGCUGGUGGGGUGUUAUCUUAUUCUUUUGGGAUGCUGGGGUUAGGGGGUCGUCGAGGUGGUGAUUCUUCUGCUAGUCCGUUGGUUCAGGUACCGUCUUCGGCUUCCGAAGCGAUGGAGUUUGUUGCAGCAUUGGAGAGGGAGUAUGGGUCUGGUAUGAGGGUGAAUUUUGUUUCAGAAGGGUUUAUGGAUGCGCUUCAGAGGUCUAGACAUGCUUAUAAGCUGUUGUUUGUGUAUUUGCAUUCGCCGGAUCACCCUGAUACGCCUUUGUUUGUGGAGAGGACAUUGGGGAGUGAGGUGUUUGCUGAUUUUGUGAAUGAGAAUUUCGUGGCGUGGGGCGGUAGUAUUCGUGCUUCCGAGGGAUUUAAGAUGAGUAAUAGUUUGAAAGCCUCACGGUUUCCGUUUUGUGCUGUUGUUAUGGCUGCUACUAAUCAACGUAUUGCUCUGCUUCAGCAGAUUGAGGGCCCAAGAUCUCCUGAAGAUAUGCUUUCCAUACUACAGAGAGUUUUGGAAGAAAGUGGACCUGUACUUGGCUCAGCCAGGCUUGAAGCAGAGGAGAGGAGGAACAACAUGCGCUUGAGGGAAGAACAAGAUGCUGCUUACAGAGCUGCCUUAGAAGCUGAUCAGGCCAGAGAACAGCAGAGGAGAGAAGAACAAGAGAGGCUUGAGAGGGAAAGGGCUGAAGAGGAGCGAAAACGUCGCGAGGAAGAAGAGGCACGUGAAAGAGAAGCACGUGAAGCAGCUGAAAGAGAAGCUGCCUUGGCUCGUAGAAAGCAAGAAAAAGCUUUGUCUCUUGGUGCUGAACCUGAGAAAGGACCUGAUGUUACUCAAGUUUUGGUGCGAUUUCCAACUGGAGAGCGUAAAGACAGGAGAUUCCACAGCAAUGCAACCAUCCAGUCUUUAUAUGACUAUGUUGAUUCUUUAGAUUGCUCAAACUUUGAAAGCUACAAUCUAGUCUCCAAUUUCCCUCGAACAGUAUACAGUCCAGAAAAGCAUUCUUUGACCCUGAAAGAAGCAGGCUUGCAUCCUCAGGCAAGUCUUUUCGUGGAACCAAACUUGUAGGGAAAAAUUUCUAUGUGAUCAACAUUGUUUAGAACUAUGAUAGCAGAGUAACACUUUAAGUCUCUUUUUCUCAGUGUUGGUCUAUCAAAUAUUCUGAUGAGUAUAAUCCCCAUGUAUUUCUCUUUCCCCUUGUAUUUUCUCUUCCAAAUUCUCACCAAUUUGGCUCAAGUAGGUGGAUUCAGAAUAAGGAAUGUUAGCUUUUGUACUUAUUCCAGCUGUCUCAUGCUUCUGGGGAAGUCUUUAGAGAAUGCAAUAUGAAUUGUCGCC